Messenger RNA from Penicillium digitatum Pd1, 1668 nucleotides. Its product is annotated as cytochrome P450. Gene Ontology annotation, molecular function: oxidoreductase activity, acting on paired donors, with incorporation or reduction of molecular oxygen; iron ion binding; heme binding. NCBI's taxonomy places the organism in Eukaryota, Fungi, Ascomycota, Eurotiomycetes, Eurotiales, Aspergillaceae. The record is from RefSeq and is a predicted model, not a curated record.
AUGAUUCAGCACUGGCAUGCCUGGGUGGGCGGUGGCAUCAUCGUUCUAGUAUGCUGGCGUCUUUUCCUGACGCUGCAAUCACUGCAAUCGCUGCGUUGGUCAAAGUCUCCCAGCCGCAACCCGCCGGUGUAUCCUUACUGGAUUCCAUUCCUAGGCCACUCAAUUCCAUUCCUUCAAGAUCCAGGAGCCUUUGUGGAUGGGCUCCAGCAACAAUAUGGCAACCGAUCUCCCGUGGAGAUCGUGCUGGGUCCCGUACGAGGAUAUUUAGUGGCGGGCUCCGAGGCAAUCGACAAGCUCCUACGCUCCCCCCGCAAUCUGUCUCCCAAGCCUUUCAUCGCUCUGGCCAUGGAGAACAUGUUUGGCACCCCGGCUAGCACCAUGCCGUUAUACCGCCUGGAUGAUUCGGGGAUUGCCCCGACUCCCUUGCCGAACAGCCAUGUGGCUCCAGAGCAUCGCAUCUACUACCAUCAGCACAAGUCCGCUCACCGAUUCCUCGCGGGUAGUGCUCUCCGCCGCAUGACAGAGCGGUUCACGCGUGUUCUCAGCAGGGAGCUGCACCACGAUGCUGCCAUCGGCCCUGACGACGAUUGGGUCCAACUGCCGGAUCUCUACACCUUCUGGAAGAGUCGUAUCUUCCACGCCGCCGUGCACGCCCUGUUCGGGCCCUAUCUUACCCUGCUAAAUCCGGGCUUCGAGCAGGACUUUUGGAAUUAUGUGGAUGCGAUUCCAACACUCAUGAUGGGACUACCGCGCUGGAUGAUCCCCAGGGCAUACGCUGCCCGCGAUCGAGUCUUCACGGCUGUCAAGACCUGGCAUCGCUUUGCGCGCGCUCACUCUGAUUACCGCAAAAAUGGGCCGGAUGACCCUGACUGGGAUAAGUAUUGGGGCUCAGCCUGGCUCAAAGUUCGACAGCAGUUCGGGCAGGACAGUGGCUGGAUGGAUGAGGAUGCCUUGGCAGCGGAGGAUGUCGCCCUACUUGUAGCCGCAAACGCCAAUGCUAUUCUCAGUGCGAUCUGGGUUCUCCUCCACAUCUAUGCAGACCCCGAUCUCCACCAGCGUCUAAAGCCGGAAUUUGAUCGUGCCAUGAUUCCACAAGUCCCUGGAUCGCUCCUGAGCACCACCCCCAGCCAGCCGACUGAAUUUGAUAUAACAACCCUGGUCAACUCGCCGCGUCUUCAAUCGGUCUACGCCGAGGUUCUGCGGAUGCGCAUUUCCCUCCUACUGAAUCGAACCCCCGUGCAUGCCGACGCUCAGUUUGGCCCGUGGCGCCUGAAGCGCGGACGGUUCAUCGUGAUGAGCACGCAGCAUGCGGCCCAUGACGACGAGGCCUGGGGCCCGCGGCACACGCAAGACGGACGAUACCCCCUGGAUCAAUUCUGGGCAGAACGCUUCCUGGUGCCGGAUGAGGGGGGCACGGAGCAGUUCUCCCUUGACGGACUAUCGGGCGCAUGGAUCCCCUACGGCGGCGGCGGGUUUAUGUGUCCUGGACGGCACUUUGCGAAACAGGAGAUACUGGGCAGUGUCGCCAUUUUUCAGUCAUAUUACGAGCUGGAAGUGGUAGACCGUCCCAAGGGUUGGCUGCCGCGCCCGGACCACCGGUACUAUGGGGUGGGCGCUAUGCCUCCCGCUGAGCCUAUUCCGUUUCGCAUCCGGCGCCGCCGCCGCUGA